AUGGAGUUUAGUUCUAGAAAGAUUGAAAAGCGGAAUCGCCCCCCGGUGUCUUGCGAGCCAUGUCGACCCUGCGAAGGGUGCUCCAAGCGAGGCCAGGCAGCGUCAUGUCGCUAUGCCCCCAACGCCAUUCGGAACAAGCCUCGCACGCCCAAGGUGAACAUCCAAGAGCGGUUGGACAACUUGGAAAGUAUGUUGUCUUCGAUGGUGUCGACCACCUCUCCUGCUGGACUUGGAUCUGGGAAUCAUGAGCAGCCAGCGUCCAGCUCCAGUACGAGCAGAGUGUCGACCUCGUAUCAGAAGUAUGAGCUGUCCGUUACGUCAACAAGUAACAGUCAAGAAGACCAUGUUUUACCUCCAGAACUACCGCAUCGUCACGAAACUGGUGAUGGACAAGUCAGUUACGUUGAUCCAAGCCAUUGGAUGGCAAUUCUGGACGAAAUCAAGGAAGUUCGAGAGCAUCUUUCGGCCUUUGAUCGCCCGUUGCUUCAGGAAGAACCGGGCCAUAAGAACCAUCUCCCGGAAGAAGGAGUUGGGUUUUUGUUCAGUACAUUUCCGGUUGUUGAUAUACAAGAAGUUUUGACCUCUUUGCCACCAAGACAAACGUGCGACGCUCUCGUUUCUCAAUAUUUCAACUCGAGGUUCAUGGCAUUAGGUAUUUUGCAUCCGGCAAAGUUUCAAAAGGAGUAUGAAAAGUUCUGGGAAGCUCCCGUAAAGGCACCGCCACUUUGGAUUUCGCUGCUGUUCUCUAUUUUGAGCAUGUCUACAGCACUCCGCCUUCUCGCAUCUGCGUCUGAAUCAAAUGCGACGCCCGUGUCUCUCCAAACGUUGCGACAAAGAGCCAUUGAGUGCCUCAUGUUGGGAAAGUUUGCUACCGCGAACUCGUAUUCUCUAGAAAUUCUAAUCAUCCACAUGCAAUGUUCCUUCCUGGCGCAUCAUAAGCUCAACUCUGAUCAUUGGUUUGAGAUGGGUACUUUGAUUCGCCUUGCCUUCAGAAUGGGCUAUCAUCACGACCCAGAUAACUUACCAGGAAUCUCCGUCUUUGAUGGAGAGAUGCGGCGUCGUGUUUGGCACAACCUGGUCCAGGUAGAUGCGCUAAUGUCCUUUCAGAUGGGACUCCCAAGCAUGAUUGCGACCGAAUUUUGCGACACCAAAGUGCCCAGGAACCUUCAGUUUUCGGAUCUCGAGAUGGGAAUGACCACGUUGCCUCCAGGGCGACCACUAUCUGAGAACACGCCCAUCCGAUAUCCGAUUGCAAAAGCCGGGAUUAUGGCCGUGUUCAAAAAGAUUGUUGCGCAUUCGCUUUCUCUAUCGCUGCCAACCUAUGAUAACACAAUUGUGCUGGAUAACGAACUUCGGGAAGCAUACAGUGCUCUGCCAGAUAUCUUGAAAGCAAGAGACAUGCUCAAACUGAAAGGCUUGAUUGUCCUGCAUCGACGCUUCAUCCUUUCUGAAGUGGACAGCCAUAGGGUUGAGCACUCUAGGCGUGCCUGUGCCGAAGCAGCCCUUGAUAUUCUAGCUCGACAGGCAGAUAUACACCAGGCGUCGCAACCCGGAGGCCGCCUAUAUGACGAUCGGUGGAUGAUAUCUUCACUUACAGUGCACGAUUUCCUUCUAGCCGCGAUGGUAAUUUGUCUGCAUCUUUCGGUUUGCCUCCGACGAACCUCAUCAAACCCUCUUGCACCUCGUAAAACCGAUGGAGGUUUGGCCGAGAGAGAGUAUCGCGCGCUAGAAAAGUCACAACAAAUCUGGGCAUCUGAUAGCUCGACUUCUUCAGAGGCGCGAAUUGCGGCUUUGGCACUCGAUCUGAUGGUGCAAAAGAUUGCCGUGAAGGAUGCUGACCACGUUUGUCGAAACGAACCCCCGAGAAAGGAUCCGAUCCCGAAUAAUCCUCCUGAAGACCUCUUUCCAUUCGCAGGAACAAUGUCGCAGAUGAUUGAUGGCACAGAGGGCCUUGACUGGGUAAGUUAA
Messenger RNA from Trichoderma asperellum CBS 433.97, 1968 nucleotides. The record is from RefSeq and is a predicted model, not a curated record. Lineage: Eukaryota; Fungi; Ascomycota; Sordariomycetes; Hypocreales; Hypocreaceae.